Molecule: messenger RNA, 2361 nt
Organism: Ophidiomyces ophidiicola
Lineage: Eukaryota; Fungi; Ascomycota; Eurotiomycetes; Onygenales; Onygenaceae
Exons: 2
Coding region: 1-2361 (786 amino acids)
Cellular component (GO): Z disc; nucleus
Molecular function (GO): transcription coregulator activity
Source: RefSeq, a predicted model, not a curated record
AUGGUGCAUCCAGUUCGAUUCAAGUCCGGGGCCCGAAAGGUGUCCCCGCCCCAAGCUACCUUCAUGAAUGACGAGCAACUAGCUCAAUAUCUUCAAGAUCUACGAAAUAACCGCCCAUCUCGCCCGAAUGGCUCACGGCCGCUGCCCACGAAAGGCGAUGCCUUGACACCGGACCCAAGGGAGGCCCCACCAAGAGCAUCUUCUGCUCUGUCAAUGUCCAGACCAUCUGAAAUGUCCAGAGGAAAUUCACCCUUUCCCCGUUCUUCCAGUGCUCUGUCCCAUCGCCGGCAUACCUCGGAGCUAUCGCCUCAAAAUGACACAAGCGAAUUUCACGGUAUUCCGGAGGAUGAGGUAUCAGAGAUCCGGAGAAAUGUGUCCUUUGCUUCAACAGUACCUUCAGUCACGUCGCCCAGCGGGUAUUACCGGGAAAAUGGGCAUAGAUUGAUAGAAAAACAGGAAGCACGCUCACUACGGAACGCUCUAGAAGAAAUGGACCUCCAAGAUGAAGAAAGGCGACUCUUUGAUGCAGCGCAAGAAGAAGCCGUUGAGCUGGUAUUGCAACACCAAAAAUAUGGAUUUCCAGAAGAAAACCCUCUUGCUCCGUACCACAAUCCAGAUAUGAAACGCCCAAAUCCAUUCCAACGUCAUUUUCAAAAUCGAAGCCCUACAGUAGGGAAGCUUGAAUUGCAUCAGUCCGAAUCGGAGAACCCUGUCGUGACCAGUCCGGCAACUGCCCUUGAGGACCCAUUUAGGGCGCCCAAUGGUAAAAAAAUAGGCGAUAGUGAUACAACAUUGUCAGCUCGACAAAACCUGAAAAUUGCUGCUAGAAGAGACGAACGACAUGAUGCAUUACAGUCAAAAGUAAACCCGAAAACAUCUGGUACUCGUUUUACAAGGGGGUUAUUCAGAAAUCCAGAAGAUCAAAUCUACGAAGAACCAGAACAGUCAGAUUCUCAAAAUGAAAAGACAACGAAUGCAUUGUCGUCAACCACCUCAGCAUUGAGGCCGAAGCCAAAGAAUUCUCUUCCUCGCGGUGCCCGGCCCCUUCCUGGACGAUUUAAUACCACUGGAAGUGAGGCUAAAUCCGUAUUCGACCGCUACAAAAGCCCCUUGGUCCAAUCAAAAAAUCCCCUUUAUAAGACAAACUCGUUUCCCGUUACUCCAUCUAUACAAGAGAAAGAAGACACGACACCCAUGAAGGAAGGACUAGAAAUUCGUGGUGAUGAUAUACGUGCUGCUACGAGCAUGAAGCUCAAGGAUCGGAGUUCCAAACUCCCUAUGCCCUCAGCUGUCAGUGAUGCGCCCGGUCGCCCCAUUGUUAGUUUUGACCCUGACUGGAAAGCUCCAGAGAAGGAAGCCCUCUCCGAUUCAAGAGGCGUUGGACACUCCGCCGGUGAGUCGUCUCCACAGUUCGCGAUUGAGACUUCCUCUUCUCCAAAAACGACAGGCCCGAGUACAAUCAAUGGAGAAGACCGCCAGUUCUCCGAUAUUCCAGCGAUUAACAUCGCCGGUGAAGAAUCGGCUGGCCCAUCAAUAGUAAUAUCAGAAUUAGGGCCUCCUAUUUCUGCCAUGACACCUCAGCAAGUGCAGAAACCUCGAGAGCUUCCUGACCCCAAAAAGUACUCUCAGCAGCAACGGGCAAAAAAAUCUGCAGCGACCCAGAACCGUUACAACCACAUUACGCCAACAAAUACCAAUGGACCUACAGCCACCUGUGCCGCCUGCAGUUUGCCAAUAUCCGGCAGAAUAGUAACAGCUUGUAAGAAUCGUCUUCACCCAGAAUGCUUCACCUGCGACCACUGCAACACACCCCUUGAAUGCGUUGCUUUUUAUCAGGAACCCGAAACAAACCGUGCAGAUCGACUCGCUAACUCGGACGAUGGUGAUUUGGAUGCAACCAACCCCCGCUUCUACUGCCACCUGGACUUUCAUGAACUCUUCUCUCCGCGGUGUAAGAGUUGCAAAACUCCCAUCGAGGGAGAAGUCAUUGUCGCGUGCGGCGCAGAAUGGCACGUUGGUCAUUUCUUCUGCGCUGAGUGUGGGGAUCCGUUUACGCCGCAGACGCCGUUUAUUGAGAAAGAGGGCUAUGCAUGGUGUGUGCGGUGUCACUCUCGUCGAACUGCGGAUAAAUGCCGAGCAUGCAAAUUGCCGGUACUAGAAGAAGUAAUUGUGACAGCGCUCGGGGGCCAGUGGCACGAGAAGUGCUUUGUGUGUUGCGAAUGUGGAGGAGGGUUUGGGCCAGAAGGGCGAUUCUUUGUCCGGCAAGGGAAAGCGAGGUUUACGGCGAAAGGAAGACAGAUUGGGGGUCCGGUAGAUACGGCAGCGUGUGAAGCCUGCGAGGCAAGGAGGCUGAAGGCUUGA